Diuraphis noxia (Russian wheat aphid) is the source of this 639-nucleotide messenger RNA. RefSeq names its product aminopeptidase N-like. Gene Ontology annotation, biological process: peptide catabolic process; proteolysis. Gene Ontology annotation, molecular function: peptide binding; metalloaminopeptidase activity; zinc ion binding. NCBI's taxonomy places the organism in Eukaryota, Metazoa, Arthropoda, Insecta, Hemiptera, Aphididae. Gene Ontology annotation, cellular component: membrane; cytoplasm. The record is from RefSeq and is a predicted model, not a curated record.
AACUAUAUGCAACGUAUGAUGUCGUCUGUGUAUGACAAAUUCCAAGACAUGAUGGUUGAACUUGACGGUUUUGAAGAAAUAGUAUUUAAAAAUCWAGUGAUUUCGCAUGCCUGUUAUUACGAAAUAACGGACUGUACCGAACAAGCUCUGAAUUUGUUUAGAAAAUGGAUGAAAAUUACGGAUCCAGAUAAUUUUAAUAUAUUGCCGAAAGAACUGAAACCAGUUAUUUACUGUCAAGCGAUAAAAUACGGAGGUGAAGACGAAUGGAACUUUUUAUUGGAACGUUAUCAGCGUUCCAAUUCGAACUCUGAAAAAUAUGAUAUGCUCGUAGGAUUAGGAUGUAGUUCAGAAACUUGGUUACUAAACAGAUAUUUGAAUUGGUCACUUGAUAAUUCAACUAUUMGCRAGSAAGACGCUGMCACAGUGUUCAAUGCCAUAGCGAGCAAUGACAUUGGAUUUUCUAUGGCAAAAGACUUUUUGUUUCAUAAUAUUUCAACUAUAUAUGAAUACUACCAAUCUUCAGGCGAUACUGUUGGUAGUUACGUGAAAUUUAUAGGGUUUAAAAUGAAAACUAAAGAAGAAUUAGAUGAGGUGAUAAAAAUAACUAGUUUUAUUUUUAAAAAUCAAAAGUUUCAUUGA